Mesorhabditis belari is the source of this 1095-nucleotide messenger RNA. The record is from the annotation of a GenBank genome assembly. Lineage: Eukaryota; Metazoa; Nematoda; Chromadorea; Rhabditida; Rhabditidae.
AUGUUGAAUGAUGAUCUUUUAAUAUCUUCAUCUCCCGAGUCGAUCAUUCAUUAUGUGAAAAUCGAGCCGAAUUUCCUCCCAAAUGCCAUUGUGAAACUUUUCUCUCACACAGCCGCUCUCAUUCUCUAUAUUUUGAUUAUUCUAGCAGCCGGGACGGUACGGGAAAGGUACAAACACACAAUCAUUUGCCAUUGUGCGAUCUCGAUUUGGGCGCUCAGCAGUAAUGUGCUGAUGUUUGUACUAUACUUGAGUGUCGCCAAAAAGACCGAUUUCUACAUCUCAAUCGAAGCCUGUUCGAUCAUCAGAAAACUUUUGUGGAUUCACACAAAAGGACAACUUUGUUUACUAGCUUUAGACCGAUACAUGACUGUUUGUAAACAGAAACCGAUCCCAGUGAAAAUCUUAUGGUUCCUCUACGCACUGAUCCCAAUCCAAGAAUACGCGAUCAAAAUAUUCGAUUACUCUUUCGGGAAUCCCGUUCACGAUGUGAUGUGCACUGAAGUUUAUCGGAUGAAAAACUCGCUUGAAAUCGGCGCUUUGUCAAUCUGGAUUCUCAUUUUCCUUUCUUCACUCAUCAAUCUCCGAGUCCUCAUCUAUAUUCGAGGAAAGCAACGACAGCUCAAAGAUAAUAAAAGCAUCAAAAAAUCUCGAAAGCUGAUGAAAAUGGAGAGACGACUGACGAUUGUCUAUUUCUUGCUGACAAUCGUGCCCGUUCUUCAGAUUAUCCCCGGUUUUGCCGCUGGUGCAAUCAAUAAAUUGUUUGGAGCGAAAAAUCAGGUGAUCUGGAUGAUUUGUUUCGGGAUCGGCUCCCUCUCGCAAUUAUUCCAAGCUCUUCUCAUCAUUUUCUCCAUUCGAUCGAUUAAAAGACGGAUUUUAGCGAUGUUCAGCUUCACCCCUCUUUUCCGUCAUCGUCGUCUUUCCACGGAAACUCCUUCGAAUACAAUGCCCCAAUCGACCAUUGGAGGACCCGUAAAAUUGACGGAUACGCCGAAAGAAAGGGAAUUCGCGAAACUCCUCAACUCUGAGCUCAUCAAAUUACAGGUCACCCCCGGUUUGAGUCUUUUCGCGGUCGGCGGGAAGCAAACGAGCAAAAUU